Messenger RNA from Wasmannia auropunctata (little fire ant), 763 nucleotides. RefSeq names its product putative serine protease F56F10.1. The coding region runs from base 135 to 701 and encodes 188 amino acids. The record is from RefSeq and is a predicted model, not a curated record. Gene Ontology annotation, molecular function: dipeptidyl-peptidase activity; serine-type exopeptidase activity. Gene Ontology annotation, biological process: proteolysis. Lineage: Eukaryota; Metazoa; Arthropoda; Insecta; Hymenoptera; Formicidae. The transcript is spliced from 4 exons.
ACGAGUAGUGGUAAAAUAGACGCGGGAAAGAGGAGAAAUUUAAAGUGGCUAUUAGUACUAUUUGCCCCCUGUCACUAUUUGCCCCCUCCUUCCCUUAUGAUAUUAAUUGAUUUAGAGACCUUAGCACGGAAAACAUGCAGUACUUGAACGUCGAUCAGGCUCUCGCCGAUCUCGCUUAUUUCAUAGAAACGAAGAAAGAGGAGAAUAAUUUAGAAAAGAGUAUCGUGAUAGUAGUCGGUGGUUCUUACGCUGGAAACAUGGCGGCGUGGGCGCGUCUCAAAUAUCCUCACCUGAUCCAAGGUGCCUUAGCUAGCAGCGCGCCAGUUCAAGCAAAGCUCGAUUUUUACGAGUACUAUGAGGUCGUGGCGAAAUCGCUCAGCAGACAUAGUGAAAAUUGCGUUAAGAGUGUCAAAACUGCAUUUACAUCGGUAGAGAAAUUAUUGACCACACAAGGCGGUGCAAAUAUACUUAAACAUCUCUUCAAGCCCGGCGUUUUAUGUGUGGAUUGUGUGGAGCAAUCCACAUCCCAAAAUCAGAUGAGUGUGAAUUUCCACACCCGAAAAAAUCCACAUUCACGUAAAUUACAUAUCCAUAGAGAUUUAACGGAAGCUGUAAUGGAUGACAUUGAUAAAUUAUUAAAUGAAUUUAUAAGUAAAAAUAAUUAUAGAGCAUCCAUGUUUUUAAUUAUAAAAAAUAAAUAAUUAAAUUUUAAAAGAAAAAAUUUGUGUACUUGAAAAUUUUAUCAACUACUGGUGGAAUGGGG